Gorilla gorilla gorilla (western lowland gorilla) is the source of this 6894-nucleotide messenger RNA. RefSeq names its product t-SNARE domain containing 1 (gene TSNARE1). Gene Ontology annotation, biological process: intracellular protein transport; vesicle-mediated transport; vesicle fusion. Gene Ontology annotation, cellular component: synaptic vesicle; endomembrane system; membrane. NCBI's taxonomy places the organism in Eukaryota, Metazoa, Chordata, Mammalia, Primates, Hominidae. Bases 2696 to 4702 code for a protein of 668 amino acids. Gene Ontology annotation, molecular function: SNARE binding; SNAP receptor activity. The record is from RefSeq and is a predicted model, not a curated record. The transcript is spliced from 14 exons.
GUGACCCCUGGGGUCUCCCGUCCUUUCUCUGCUGCAGAGACCAGUGCUCCCAUCUUCUCUCCUGGGACUCUCUGUCUUUCUUUAGGCUUCAGGCGACUCCAUGGCCCUGACGCUUCAGCUGUCUGAUGAGUCCAGGCCUUUUCGUAUUGUUAGGUUCGGGCAGCACUCUUUGCAGCUUCCUAGUCAUGGGCCGAAGGGGAACUCUCCGAACCAGUAUAAAUUUCACUUCUCUAGUUAUGAGUCAGCUUGAACAAUCUUUUCACAUGUUUAAGCACCAGUUUUAUAUCCUGUGUGUGUAAAUUUUCUGUUUGUGUCUUUUGCCCGUUUUUUUUUGUUUGUUUCCUUGUAGUUUUUAUGAGCUCUUUAUAUGUUAAGGAUAAUAUUCGUCCUUUGGCAUAUAUUGCAAAUCUUUUCUCCCUGCUUGUCUGUUGUCUUUCUGUGUUGCUUAGGGUACUUUUUUUUUUUUUAACCAUACAGAAGUUUUUUUUGUUUGUUUGCUUGCUUUUAUAAAAGCUGUGACAUGUGUCAGUCUUCCCUUUUAUAGUAUUUUGAUUUUGAGUCCUGCUUGGGAAACUUUUCCCUACAUAGAGGUUAAAGGGGAAUUCAUUUUUUCUGCACAUACUUUGAUUGUUUUAUCUUUUUUUUAAUUGAUAGCCAUGAUCCAUUUGGAGUGUAUUCUUUUAUUAUGUGAGGUAUGAACCAAUUUUUUUCCAAAUGUCCAAGCAGAUGUCUCAGCACCAUUUAUGAAAAAGUCCUUCUUUGAUUUGUGAUGCCGCAUUUAUCAUAUACUAAAUUUCUAUGUGUACAUGGCUCUAUUUUUAGACUUUCUUCCUUAUUCCAUUGGUCUAUUUAUAUUUUCAUGCACAGUUUUAGUUAUAGAGGCUUUCUAGCAUUUUUAUAAUAGCAUUGUAAUUCACAUAUCCUAAAGUUCACCGUUUUGAAGUGCAUAAUUAAGUGAAUUUUAGUCUAUUUACAGUGUUGUACGUUCAUUACUAUCAAAUGCCAGAAUAUCUCAAUCACCCUGAAAAGAAAGCCCACAUAUAUUAGCAGUCACUCCCUAGUCCCCCUCCCCCUCCCCUGCCCCAGUGUCCGUCUGUCUGCUUUCUGUUUCUGUAGAUUUGUGUCUUGCGGACCUCUCAUGACAGUGGAACCACACAUGUGUGGUCUUUGGUUUCUGGCUCCUCUCGCCUAGCACAGUGCUUUCAGGAUCCGUCCCUGUUGUAACGCGCAUCAGGACUUCACUCUCUAGGUUCUGAAAGUCUGCAAGUGCGAGCCCAUUUUGUUUAGCGUUUUCCCAGUUAUUCUUGUGUCUUUGUUUUCCUAGAUGAACUGCCUGUUGUUUUCCCAUAUGAACUGUCUGCCAACUUGUCCAGCUCCAUAAAAACGCAUGAUGGUAUUUUUAUUGCGACAGGAAAACUGACGUCUUUGUGAUACAGUCAUUCUAUUCAAGAACAAGGGAUAGCUUUCUGUUUGAUCAGUUCUAGUUUUGUGAACUUUAAAAUACUUUAAAGUCCCGUUGUAGAGAUUUUUCCCAUUUCAUGUUAAAUUUAUUCCUAGGUAUACUAUAUUCUUCGUUGCUAUUGUAAAUGGGUUUUUUCCUACCAUGACAGCCUCAGACUGGUUUCUGUAUAUGUGAAGGCUGUGAAUUUCUGUAUGUUAAUUUUAUAUCCUGAUACUUUACCAAAGUCUUUUAUUGUUCAGAUUUUAACAUUGUUUUGCUAGGGUUUUCCAAGUACACUGUCAUAUCAUUUACAAGGAGAGAGAAUUUUGUUUCAUUUCUUUUUUUGUUUUUAAUGUCUUGUUGAUUUCUUGUUUUAACUGCAUUGGCUGACACCAGCAUAACAGUGUUGAAUAGGACUGGAGAUAGCUGGCACCUUUGUUUUCUUCUUGAUCUUCGGGAAUUGUUCCUAGUGUGAUUUAUUAAAUAAGGUGCUCGUUUAGGAUGAAAGGUUCUUUAUUUUAUCAUUAUAAGACAGCUUCUUGUGUUUUCAUCAGGAAUGAGCGUUCAACUCUGUUGAUACUGUUUUUAACAUCUGUAGAGAAACUCACCAGCUUUUCCCUGUAGGUCUCUUAGGUUAAUAUGGUGUAGUGCACUGGGGAGUGUCCUCGUGUUGAGCUAGCCUUGCAUUCCUGGGAAAAACAAGCAGAGGGGGUUUUGGAUUUUAUUUAUUAGUGUUUUAUUUCGUAUUUUUGCAUCAGUAUUUAUAACAUAUUUAUUUGUAAUUUUUUCUUUUUCUUGUUUUUAGACUAGGUUUAUUAGGUUUUGGUGACAUGGUUAUACAUGCUUCAUAAAAGCAAUCAGAUUGGGAGGCUGAGGCGGGCAGAUCAUGAGGUCAGGAGAUCGAGACCAUCCUGGCUAACAUGGUGAAACCCCAUCUCUACUAAAAAUAGAAAAAAUUAGCCGGGCAUGGUGGUGGGUGCCUGUAGUCCCAGCUACUCGGGAGGCUGAGGCUGGAGAAUGGUGUGAACCUGGGAGGCGGAGCUUACAGUGAGCUGAGAUUGCGCCACUGCACUCCAGCCUGGUCAACAGAGCAAGACUCCUUCUCAAAAAAAAAAAAAAAAGAAAAAAAGCAAUCAGAAAAAUCCUUCAUUUUCAGUGUCCUGGGACAAUUUUUGGCACAUUGGAAAUGUUCAGCCAAAUUCCUCUACAAAACCAUCAGCUGCUGUAGCUGCACAGUCUUGAGUGUUCCUGUCCAUGAACAUGCUCAGUGUGGAGGCUGCUGGCCCUGCCAUCUGUAAGAAGAUGUCAUACGGAUCCAUCGCCCGUGGAGGUGGCCUGGGGAGCCGUGGCCCUUUCGGGGGACCUUCGAGACAAGGCUGUCAGCCCCUAGAGUGCGCUAGAUGUUGGACCGAGUAUGGAAUCCGCCAUUUCCCCUGCCCGUCGCCAGAGAGCAAGCUACAGAACCCCUGUGUGGGGAAGGACGGGGAAGGUGAUCUGGGGCCGGCAGGCUCGCCUGUUGUCCCAAGGGCCAGGAAGCGAGGGCCUGGGGUUGCCCCUGAAGGCAGCCGGAUGCCGGAGCCCACCUCAUCACCCACCAUUGGCCCGAGGAAGGACUCGGCUGCUGGGCCGCAUGGCCGGAUGGCGGGGCCCAGCGCUACCCGGGCCAAGAAGAGGAAGCCCAACUUCUGCCCGCAGGAGACUGAGGUGCUGGUGUCCAAGGUGAGCAAGCACCACCAGCUGCUGUUUGGCACGGGGCUGCUGAAGGCCGAGCCCACUCGCAGGUACCGCGUGUGGAGCCGCAUCCUGCAGGCUGUGAAUGCGCUGGGCUACUGUCGCCGCGACGUCGUGGACCUGAAGCACAAGUGGCGGGACCUACGAGCCGUCGUGCGGCGCAAGCUGGGCGACCUCCGGAAGGCGGCCCACGGCCCCAGCCCUGGUUCCGGAAAGCCCCAGGCCCUGGCUCUCACGCCCGUGGAGCAGGUGGUGGCCAAGACCUUCUCUUGCCAGGCCCUGCCCUCCGAGGGCUUCGGUCUGGAGCCGCCCAGAGCCACCCAGGUCGAUCCGUGCAACCUCCAGGAGCUGUUCCAGGAGAUGUCGGCCAACGUCUUCCGAAUCAACUCCAGUGUGACCUCCUUGGAGCGGAGCCUUCAGUCCUUAGGGACACCGAGUGACACGCAGGAGCUUCGGGACAGCCUGCACACGGCACAGCAGGAGACCAACAAGACCAUCGCAGCCAGCGCCAGCUCCGUGAAGCAGAUGGCCGAGCUGCUGCGCAGCUCCUGCCCGCAGGAGCGUCUGCAGCAGGAGCGUCCUCAGCUGGACCGGCUGAAAACCCAGCUCUCAGAUGCCAUUCAGUGCUAUGGAGUGGUGCAGAAGAAAAUUGCAGAAAAGUCCAGAGCGCUGCUUCCCAUGGCGCAGAGGGGCAGUAAACAGCAGAGUCCCCAGGCCCCGUUUGCCGAGCUGGCUGAUGAUGAGAAGGUCUUUAAUGGGAGUGACAACAUGUGGCAGGGCCAGGAGCAGGCGCUGCUCCCGGACAUCACUGAGGAGGACCUGGAGGCCAUCCGGCUGCGGGAGGAGGCCAUCCUGCAGAUGGAGAGCAACUUGCUGGAUGUGAAUCAGAUCAUCAAGGACUUGGCCUCCAUGGUGUCAGAGCAAGGAGAAGCUGUUGGGUCCAGCAGCAGCAAAGCCAUCUGCCGGCAGAGCUGCAGCCCCGAGCCGGCCGCGGCGGCCCUGCUGCUGGGUGCCGGGCCGGGCUCCACACCCCUGCGGCCGGGCCCCCACUCCCGCACCAAGACACGCAAGCCCAACUUCAGCCCCCAGGAGACGGAGGUGCUGGUGCAGAGGGUGAGGCGCCACUACCCGCUGCUCUUCGGGGCGCUGCGGGGCACACCUGCCCGAAAGCACCGCGUGUGGAGCCGCAUCCUGCAGGCAGUGAACGCGCUGGGCUACUGCCGCCGCGACCUGGGGGACCUCAAGCACAAGUGGCGGGACCUGCGAGGUGCCGUGCGCAAGAAGCUGGCGGAGGGCGGCCCCGCCCCCGGCCUCCUCCUCACGCCUGUGGAACGCAUGGUGGCAGAGACCUUUUCCGCCCACGGUCCCCAAGGCGAGGGCCAGACCACGGAGCCCCUGCCAAAUAGUAUUGAAGCCAGCCUUGAGGCUGCGUCCUCGCAUGCGGAGGCAGCCCGCCAGCUCCUGGCUGGAGCCAGCCGGCACCAACCGAUGAGGAGGACGAGACCCCCAGCUGCUUGUGGCUGCCCCUGAGGACCCUGGAAAGGCCCAGCCCGCCUGAACCUGACCCCCUGGACUUACGAGGAGUCUUCCACGCACCCACCUCCUCACCCUCCCCACCUGCUUCCCCAGCCUCCACCCCACCAGCAGCCACACUCAUGGGGGCCUUCCAGCCUUCCCCGCCCUCUUCGGCGCCAGCACCUCCCUUGUCCUCCAGGGGCACCCCAGUGGCAGCAUCUGAAACGUCCGCAUUUGAGCAGCGGCUGCUGGACUCCCACCGGCAGCAGGGCGCCCUGCUGUCCUCCUGGGCCCAGCAGCAGAGCACACUCAUGGCCCAGCAAAACCUGCUGCUGCAGCGGCUGGCCGAGCAGAGCCAGCGUCUGGCUGAUGGCGUGGAGGCCCUCAACCGGACCCUCGAGAGGCUGGUGGAAGCACGCCCUACCCGGGAAGCCUCACCAUCACUCCAGGACAGUAGUCCUGCCAGUGGAGUGGCCCAGGGGCCUGCUGGAGGCUCCCAGGACAGCCCCAAGGGCGCCCACUCGGGGCUCGAGGUCUUCUCAGGGUUGAUCUUGAAGGUGGAGGAGGAGAUAUAGGGCUGGUCGGGGGUGCUGGCAGAGCCAAAGGGCAGGAGCAGGGCCUCCAGUCUUUCCCCUGCUGAGUCCAGGCAGGGGAGAGGUGGCAGUGACUAGGUCUCCAGGGCACCGGGACAACUCGAGUCCAGGAGACCGGAAGGAUGAGAGGAUGUGGGCUGUCUACCUGUGAUGUCGCGUCCUUGCCAUUGCCUGUAGAGGGUGGUGACCUGCAGGGAAAGGCUGCAGAGAGCCGACCUGUGGGGCUCAGUGGACCAGGUCUACUCAGGGAUGAUGCUGCCAACCCCAUGUGGCAGCAGCUGCGAAGUCUGCAGCCCAGCGUCCCUGGAGGCAGGGGAGGUGGGGAAGAUGCACUGAGGGGCCCCCUGCUCACCGGAGCUCUGGAAAGGGUGGCUCGGCCAGGCCCUAAAAAGGUCCCAAGCGUGUGAUCUGGUGUGACUCCUGAAAGCCCCUGUCCCCUUCGUGGGCAUGCACACUUGGAGGGCAGGGUCCUCUGCCCUACGUGGUUCUGGCCCAGGGGAACCACAUCCCAUACGCCUGGAAUAAUUUCUAUCCAAUUUUCUAUGUUAUAAAUACAUAUAUAUAUAUAUAUGCCUAUAUAUUACUUGGUACUGUAUGGGGCUGGGAUGACAUUUUGUACCUGUAGAUUUUUCUUGCAAAAGGUAUUUUUUUACCUAAGCAUAAAAUGACAAAGCAGGCAGCAGUGCGGCUGCUGACGAGCACGUGAGUUGGAGCCUGCUUCUCGGGCGUGGCGGGCACCGCUGCUUUCAGCCUCCCUGCAGGGGCCUGGGCACUUCCCUGCGUCUUCAGAUCCUUCUUCCUCCAUUACCUCCUUUGACUCUUGGGAGAUCCCUUGGCGGGGCUGCCCCAUCUCCAGUCCCUGCGUGGCAGGGCACAGUCUGCAGCCCCCCAGCCUGGGCAGCCGUCGGGAGCGAGCAGGAGCGGGAGGUGGGACCAGCCCGGGCCUUGGCUAGUCUGGGGCCUCCAGCUUCUUUCUCUGCGGCCUCUGCCUGGCUCCCAUGGCCCAAAGCCUGUCCCAGGAGCAAGAUGCUGGCUGACUGGCCUGAGUGGGAGGCAUGCUGGUCCCAGCAGCUUCCGGGGAAGCUCUGGCACAGCCGAGAGUCAAAAGACUACAGCAUCCCUGAGAGCAGGGAGAGGGGCCUUUUCCUCGUUUUGCGUUUUCCCCUGGAGCCAGCAAUGUGUCAGUAACUCUUGUCUGUGAAAGAACCUGAGGUGUAGCCACGUGUCCAGCUGCCUUCUGUGCACGCCUGGCCUCCCUCCAGGCUACCCCUUCUAUGGGUGCCCAUGGUGCUGCUGUUGGUUCUGGGCGGGGCCUCCACUCUGAUGGUUCCACCCCGGGAAAGCUGGCCUUCCAUCCUGCCAAACCAGGUGACCUCAGUCUCGCCACCUCCAGGAAGCCUCUGUAGAUCUUCAUUCUGGGUUCUUGUCCAUUAAAAAUACCCACCAUGGCCUGGGCACAGUGGCUCAUGCCUGUAAUCACAGCACUUUGGGAGGCUGAGGCAGGAAGAUCACUUGAGGCCAGGAGUUCGAGACCAGCCUGGACAACAUAGCAAAACCUUGCUUCUACAGAAAAUAAAGCUUUAUAAAUAAAGAUACCCAGCACGGCUGACAGUG